AUGGCGACCGUCCGGAUCUGCGUCUGCGGCGACGAAGGCACUGGCAAGUCCAGCCUCAUCACUUCGCUGGUGAAGGGUGUCUUCGUCACGAACAAGAUCCAGCCCAUCCUCCCCCAGAUCACCAUCCCCCCUACGAUCGGCACGCCCGAAAAUGUCACCACAACCACCGUCGUCGACACCUCAGCUGUGCCACAGGAGAGGAACAAUCUGGCGCGCGAGAUCCGGAAAUCCAACGUGAUUCUUCUCGUCUAUUCCGAUCACUACAGCUACGAGCGUGUCGCGUUGUUCUGGCUACCUUACUUCCGAUCACUGGGAGUCAAUGUACCGGUUGUGCUGUGCGCGAACAAAUCGGACCUGGCGGCGGAGCACAGCGAGGCACAGGUCAUUGAGGAGGAGAUGCUGCCUUUGAUGUCGGAGUUCAAGGAAAUUGACUCGUGCAUUCGAACGAGUGCUCGUGAACACAGAAAUGUCAACGAGGCAUUCUUCGUCUGCCAGAAAGCCGUUACCCACCCGAUCGCACCCCUGUUCGAUUCCAAGGAGGCUGCUCUGAAGCCCGCAGCUGUUUCUGCGCUACAGCGAAUCUUCUACCUCAGCGAUAAAGACCGGGAUGGAUAUCUCUCAGAUAAGGAGAUUGGGGAUUUCCAGACAAGGUGCUUUGGAAAGCCACUCAGUGACGAGGAUCUGGCUCAUAUCAAGGAAACUAUUCAGAAGGGGUACCCAGAGUCCGUGACCGAGUCUGGAAUCGACUGCCAGGGAUUCAUUCAUUUGAACAAGCUCUACGCGGAGAAGGGUCGCCACGAGACGGUAUGGAUUAUCUUGCGCGCAUUCCAAUACACCGAUAAUCUUUCGUUGCAAGAGAACUUCCUCCACCCCCGAUUUGAAGUCCCACCUUUCGCGUCUGCCGAGCUCUCCCCGGAAGGAUAUCGAUUCUUCGUGAACCUGUUCCUGUUGUCUGACAAGGAUAACGAUGGUGGAUUGAAUGAUGCAGAGCUGGCGUCUCUGUUUGCGCCUACCCCGGGUCUCCCUGCGUCAUGGGCGGAUGGUUCAUUCCCAUCUUCAACUGUCCGCAACGAAGCAGGCCACGUUACUCUCCAGGGCUGGCUGGCUCAAUGGAGUAUGACGACCUUCAUGUCUCCAAAAACAACACUCGAAUACCUGGCAUACCUGGGCUUCGAGUCAUCCGACCGCAGCAACCUAUCUACUACAGCCGCAUUGAAGGUAACAAGGCCUCGCAAGCGUCGGCGGCGCCCGGGGCGAGUCGGGCGAAAUGUCGUUCAAUGCCAUGUCCUUGGAGCGCCCGGCUCAGGCAAGUCGGCAUUGCUGGAUGCCCUCCUCUCUCGAGGAUUCAGCACGACAUACCAUCCCACCAUUCAGCCCCGUACGGCUGUCAACACAGUCGAGCUUCCUGGUGGCAAGCAAUGCUACCUCAUUAUGGAUGAACUAGGCGAACUGGAGCCGGCUAUUCUUGAAAACCAAGCAAAGCUACUAGACCAGUGCGAUGUCAUCGCCUACACCUACGACUCCUCCGACCCGGAUUCGUUUGCAUAUAUCCCGGCUCUGCGAGCCAAAUAUCCUCACUUGGAAGAGUUACCCAGCGUAUUCAUUGCGCUCAAGGCGGAUUUGGACCGCACGACUCAGCGGGCCGAGCACCAGCCCCACGAGUACACUGCCAUGCUGAACAUCCCCAGCCCGCCCCUCCACGUUAGUGUCACUUGGACUUCUAUUCAGGAGGUAUUUGUGCAUAUUGCAGAAGCCGCUAUGGAGCCUAGCACUGCGUUCCCUCGCAGUGAAGAAGACGUUGAGGGCAAAUGGAUGGCGUGGGGCAUCGCCUUUGGGGCGGUGGUCUGCGCGGGGGCCGCAGCAGUAAUGAUUUGGCGACGAGUCAGUGGUAGCGGGCCAUAA
Messenger RNA from Penicillium cataractarum, 1902 nucleotides. RefSeq names its product ERMES complex Ca(2+)-binding regulatory GTPase GEM1 (gene gem1). Gene Ontology annotation, cellular component: mitochondrial outer membrane. Gene Ontology annotation, biological process: regulation of mitochondrion organization; mitochondrion organization; small GTPase-mediated signal transduction. Gene Ontology annotation, molecular function: GTPase activity; GTP binding; calcium ion binding. The transcript has 2 exons. The coding region runs from base 1 to 1902 and encodes 633 amino acids. Lineage: Eukaryota; Fungi; Ascomycota; Eurotiomycetes; Eurotiales; Aspergillaceae. The record is from RefSeq and is a predicted model, not a curated record.